Molecule: messenger RNA, 1606 nt
Organism: Pieris rapae (cabbage white)
Lineage: Eukaryota; Metazoa; Arthropoda; Insecta; Lepidoptera; Pieridae
Gene: NGR-A17
Product: galanin receptor type 3
Exons: 5
Coding region: 367-1470 (367 amino acids)
Biological process (GO): G protein-coupled receptor signaling pathway
Cellular component (GO): membrane
Molecular function (GO): G protein-coupled receptor activity
Source: RefSeq, a predicted model, not a curated record
UACGUGCGAAAAUCAAACAGCGAGCAAGAAAAACGACUUUCAUGAAGAGCUAUUAAGCGACACAUAUACGAAAGGGUUUGUUUACGUACAAUGUUUCAGUAACGGGGAGUUCAGGAUUUCAGUGUAGCCCCGACACUCGCCGUGACACGACGUCAGCUGAAAAACCGCUUAAGUGUCGCGCAAAAAACGCCGACGUAUUUUGCUAAAACAUUUUAUCCCUUUACUGAUAUUUUCGUGUUUUCAUAAAAUAAAUGAUAAAUUUAGUGAUUUAGGUGUUUAAAUGUGUGUAGUUGAGGAUGUUAUUAUGAACUUGGCAAGCAAGGAGCAAGCUUAUUGGUUGCUGUAAGAUUUCAGUGAUGCAUCGCAAUGUACGGUAACUGGAGCGCGGAGGGAGCGGUCGGGGAUCGGACGCCGGCCCAUGUCGCCGUGCUGAUCGUGCUCUAUGUGCUAGUGUCUGUCAUCGGCAUUAUUGGUAAUGUGAGUCUAAUGGCAGCAUUGGCGAGUGGCGGCGCGUCCAGAUUGCGCACACCGCAAUUACUAAGCGCAUGCGCAGCCGACCUUUUGGUGUGCGCAGCCAGCGCACCACUGGCUGCGACACGAGCUGUGCAUCACCAGCAAUACCCGUGCCAUGUUACAUUUUAUAUUGAGUCGUUUCCUGUGGCGGCCAGCACUCUAUCCCUGGUUGCCAUGGCAGCGGACCGAUGUGGUGCGGUGAGGCGCGGUCGCGGCUCUUUAUGUGCCAGACCUUUCCUCGCUGUGGCCGUCGUUUGGAUAUCCGCUCUCAUACUUGGUGGAGUGACCGUAUUAGCGACGUGUCUAUCAUGCCCGCCGCUGGCCGCGGUGCACGCAGUAGUUACAUUCUGCGUGCCAGUGAUUGCAGUGACAAGAUGUCAUUGGGGUGUCCGCGUGAAGCUGACUGCUCUGUCACUCACGGCGCGGGCAGCGCAUGGAGAAUUGCCCCUUCCAGUUCCUUUGAUUCGACGACCGACACAUGUGAUUAUCGUUGCUGGCGUCGGCCCUAGGGAGAGACGAGACGCAGUUGACGUCGGUGACGUCAGAUCCAAGAAACUGCAGCCGAGCCUCCUCGGUCCACAGCCGCAAACGUCAACGCUUCGAUCACGUAGAAGAUUGGGAAACGUCCUCAUAGGGAUCGCUGCUAUUUUCGCAGCCUGCUGGUGUCCUUUUGCAGCCAUAGUGAUAUUCAGCGCGUUCGGUCUAAAUGCUCCCUUAGUGAUAUCCCAGUAUGCCUUGUUAUUAGGCCAUGCACAUUCCGCUAUGAAUGCCGCAGCUUAUUGGGUAUUAAAUAGACAUGCGCUGACUGCAGCUUGUGCCGCAUGGCGUAUUCCUCAGUUGAGAGUAAGGGAAGAAAGGCCUUCAUCAACAAACGAGGCAGCGUUGGGAGCGUUCCACCCUCGCCUUGCUCGUCCUGCGCCCUCCCCGCGGCCCCCUCCUUCCAGUUUUCUCUAUUGAUACUAUUUUUCUAAACUCUUUGAUCUGUGAUUCCUGUCUUUCAGUGCCUCGUAUAGUCUACUCGCAUGAGCGUGCUCUAUUCAUCGUUAUUAAUAUGGUUGUAUAAGAUUUUAUGGAGAAUAAUAUCCGUGAAGCA